Symbiodinium necroappetens is the source of this 3700-nucleotide messenger RNA. The record is from the annotation of a GenBank genome assembly. Lineage: Eukaryota; Dinophyceae; Suessiales; Symbiodiniaceae.
AUGGCCAGAUCGAUCGUGAAGCCUACACUCUCUUUCCUGCAUCUGUUGCUUUUUCUGUGGCUUUCAGUACCUUUUGCAGGAUUCUGGCAUCUUGGCCGUCAUGAGAGUGCUUUCAGUACCAAAAUGUCGAGAACGGAACUUCAAAAGAAGCGUGCAGAAGAAGGUCUGCAAAUACCUUUGAGAUUUGGCCUUGAUGAUGCAAAGAGCCUUUCUGCUGCGGAGAAGGCGACUUGUGAACGAAUUCGUGCUGCGGUUGAGCGUAAGGAUUGGUACGCAGCCAAGCAGGCAUUCGAUGCAUCCGACAAGAGCUCGGCUCCAAUGUACAAUUUGCUAUUGGCAGCUGCGUUGAAGCUUGGCAACUUCGAGUCGGGCGUGAAAAUCUACCGAGACCUUGAAGCUCGACAUGUAGAUAAGACUGUGAAGAGCUACUGCUGUGCGAUUCGUUUGUUCUCUCAGCUUGAGCGAAAGGAUGAGACGCUGCAGGUGUGGGACGAAGCGUGUGCCACGCAGGUUUGGAAUAAUUCUGAGAGUGCGAUCUCGCUUAUGUGCGCAGCCUUGAAUGCAGCGGCCCAAUUUGGUGACUUUGCCUUGGCCAAGGACUUGCUGGACAUGAUGCGCGAGAAGGGCAAAAUUCUGAACGUAGUAGACUACAAUCAGGCUCUUGAUGCUUGCAAAAACUCGCUCCAGCCCGAAGCAGCAAUGGGUUUGUACUCGGACAUGGUCAGUGCAGGCAUUACACCAAAUGUCAUCACCUUUGCUUUGCUUGUCAGUGCGCACAGUGGGAAGGCCCUUGAAUCAAUUUCUGAUGUCACCAGUCAGAUGGUCCCCUACGAUAUAGAGCCGAAUGUACCCUUCUUGGAAGAACUCGUGUCGGCCAUGAUUGGUGCGCGGCGUCCGGGCGUCAAGAUCAUUGACGUGCAACAGGCGGAGAAGGUGGCUUCAGAAGCGCCCGCAACUCACCUGCGCGCAGCUCAGCGUGUGAUCGCCCAUGUGGAAAGCGAAGGCUUCUCCACUCCUUGGACUUCGGGUGCCCCGCGUGCCCGGGGCCUCCGCGUGGUGCUGCCCACGGCACCCAAGGUGGCGCAGCCUUGGGGGCCCGUGGAGACCUCCUGGCACGAGUAUGCGUCAGCGGACAGCAACCAAGUUGGUGAUGGGUCGCUGCUGGCGGAGCAGCGCCAGAGACUCCGACGGCUCCUGGAGCAGGAGGUAGACAGACUCAAUGGCCGCAGCGAGCGGAUCUUCCUGGGAGGUCUUUCGCAAGGUUGCACCGCAGCGUUGGACAUCUAUCUACAAGAGGCCUGCACCCUUCGUUUGGGUGGAUUCGUCGGAAGUGUAGGCUUUCUCCCGAGCGAUGAGCUCGGCUUCCACGCGGCGAACGAGGCAGUGGAAGCCCUGCUGGCCGACAAGGACCAAGCUGCACGGCCCGCUGUCCUCCAAAGUGCUGAGGACGCCGGGUGGGCCACGGCCGCUUUGAUCGCCUCAAAUCUCACGGCCUCGGCCGCCCUUGAACCGUUGCGAGCGGUCAUGGGACGUGGCCGCGUACAGAAGGCGAAGGCGAAAAAGAAGGACAAGGCUUGGAGCAAUGGCAAGAGGAAGUUCAAAGCACAAGACCCUGUCUACCGUGGCAUGGUCGACCCCAACGUGAAGUUGGCCCACCAGAAGCGCAAGGGUGUGGUGCAGAAGAAUGGUGCGCCGAAAGGAGAUGCAGAUUCCAGCGAUAUCCCGCCUUUGUUUGGUGUGUCCGGCGUCUUCGGCGAGAGUGCUUCGUUAGCUCCUACCUCGGAUCCCAAGCCGGGGCGGGGCAAGCGCCGGCGCCGGGGCGCCGGCGAGGUGCCCCCAGAGGCAGCGGAGUCCAAAGAGCCAAAGAGAAAGAGGAAGGACGCGUCCUCAAAUUCCACAGCCCUGCCGGCAUUUCUCAAGAGCGCAAUGCUUCCUCAAGCCGACGCUGGCCCAGCACUGCCCAAGAAGAAGGAGUUGGAGAGCAUGGCCGACUACUCUCGACGGCUGGAUGACGCUGUGAAGAGCAAGCUCCAGGUCGUGCAGAAAAAGGCGAACACAGAUCACCAGCGGCAGCGGCAAAAGGAGCGAGCCAAAGUCCUCAAGGAAAAGAAGAAUGCAAAGAAGGGCCUGAAGACGAAUCCGACCGAGGUUCCAGAGCCUCUCUUGGGCCGCAUGGACCGGCCGAAGUUCGGAGACGUGGUGCAGCGACCGCCGACCUUCAGCAAGGAUGCCUUGAAGGCGGGAGCCAAAGGGAAGCAGAAGUCCGGUGAUGGCGCAGGCAAGCAAGGGACUUUGGCUGCCAGCAACUUAGCAGACUACGUCGGCCAAGUUCGAGAUGCUUACGAGACCAUGUUCUCAGCGAACACAGGAGCUCUCAAAGACACCGACGCCAGAGCAGAGAACAUGCUCGAGGCUAACCUCCGGCGACUCAAAGAUCACGCCGCCGCCCUGGGCGGCAAGUGCCUGGCGAUCGAGUAUAAAAACAGGAGGACGAAUGUCCAUUGGCAGUGCCGACAUGGACAUAAAUGGGAUGCAGCGCCACACAACGUGCUGAAUAACAAGAGCUGGUGUCCCGAGUGUGCCAGGAACAGGCGGCGGAUUCCUCUGCAGCGGCUGCAAGAUCAUGCGAGGGCUCGAGGUGGCCGAUGUCUGUCAGCGAGCAAAUACAACAGGUCGCAAACACAGGUGCCUUGGGAGUGCGAGUUGGGACACACCUGGGAAGCCACACCGAGCAAUGUUCUUCACAGGGCAUCCUGGUGCCCUGCCUGCUCCCGCAAAGGGCGAACCAUCAAGAAACGCAGCUUGAAGGAUUUGCAGGACCACGCUGCUUCCCUCGGUAGCCGCUGCCUCUCAACUACCUUUGAGUCCAUGAGGACACCAGUGCGUUGGCAGUGCCACGAGGGUCACACUUGGCCUGCACGUCCUGACAAUGUCCUAAACUCCAAGAGUUGGUGCCCCGUUUGUGCAGGGAAGGCUCCGCUCGAUCUGGGUCGGUUGCAAGAGCAUGCAGCACGUCGGGGUGGCGAGUGCCUGGCUACUGAGUAUGCGAACAACAGGUCGAAGGUGACCUGGAAGUGCCAGCACGGCCACACCUGGCAGGCAACACCCAACAUGGUUCUGAAACAGGGUCAAUGGUGUCCCCACUGCAGGAAAAUCGGUCUGCCACGUCUGCGGGCUCAUGCCGCCUCUCUCGGAGGAAGGUGUUUAGCCAAGUUGUACCAGAACGCCAAUGAGAAGCUCCUCUGGGAAUGCACGGAAGGGCACCGGUGGAAGGCCAGUGCCCGUAACGUAAUGCAUGGUAACACGUGGUGCCCGCAGUGUGCUACCAGCACUUGGCGCACAGAGGCGGAGGUCCGAAGCAUGCUUGAGACCAUCUUCCAUCCUGCAACUUUCCCAUCCUGUUGGCCUUCCUUUCUUGAAGGCUUGCACUUGGAUGGAUACUGUUCUAACUUGAGCUUGGCCUUCGAGUACCAGGGGGAGCAACACUACGAUCCCGAGAGUUAUUUUCACUUCGGUAAUCCUUCUAGCUUCCACGCCCAACAGGAAAGGGAUGCUAGGAAGGCCAAUCUCUGCAGAGAAGCCGCACCCCAGCUCGUGAUCGUCCCAUGCUUCGUGAACGACAAGAGGACCUUUGUCCUGACAGCCUUGCUGCAGUGGUUCUCAUGGGCUCAAAUCGCACCAACGGAGCUGCCCAUGCCAU